Molecule: messenger RNA, 1680 nt
Organism: Meloidogyne enterolobii
Lineage: Eukaryota; Metazoa; Nematoda; Chromadorea; Rhabditida; Meloidogynidae
Source: the annotation of a GenBank genome assembly
GUAGUCAAGCUAGUCAAGUCAAGAUGAGAGCAGAAGAAUUAGAGAAAAUUCUCAAGGCUCAAUCUGAACAGAUCAGUCAGCAGUUUAGUCAGCUAGUCAAAGGAUUGAUUGGAAACAAUCCGAGAGUCGAAGAUUCUAGUGAAAAGCAGUCAUCAGAGUUAUAUUGGAAAUUGCAGUCAUUAGUCGGAGAAUUCAAUGCAGACAUCGAGAGAGGAGUCACAUUCGAGUCUUGGUAUGAUAAGAAUAAGUCAUUUUUCGAAUUCGACGGAAAGUCAUUGGCAGAAGAAGUCAAAGUCAGAUUGUUAGUCACGAAGUUAGGGGCUUGUGAGUAUGCGAAGAUAUCACAGAAGUUGAUGCCCCAGAAGUUAGAGUCGAUGAAAUUCGAAAGUCUAGUCGAUGAGUUAAAAAAGGAAUUUUGUGAUCCGCGUUCGAAGCUAGUCAGACGAUUUGAAGUAAUGAAGUUAAAGUGCCCUUGUCCGGAGAAAGUCUUAGAUUUCGGAAAUUUAGUCAAUUCUGAAUGCGAAAAAGCAGAGAUGGCCUUGUCAGUCGAGGAAGUCAAGAUCCUCAUAUUCAUUGCCGGGAUUCCCGAAGAGAUGAAUGAUUUGCGACAGAUCAGUCUAAAAUUCGUCGAACGUUAUUCGAAGACUGAAGAGUGUAGUCUGAAAAUUCUGUUAGAGGAAUGUCGCAGUUAUCUCGCAAUGAAGUCAGAGGCAAGAAUGUUCGAUAGUCAGCCAAAGGUUAAGAUCGAACCUGCAUAUUACGUUGAUGUGAAUAACGUUGCUCGCGUCGAACAUAGUCAGAGUACUCAAUUCAGAAAGUCAAGAAAUCAGCCAUGGCAAAGAGAAGGCCAAGUCAAUAGUCGAGAGUCACGUCAGUGUUACAAUUGUGGCAUGAUUGGACACAUUAGUCGAAACUGCCGGAAACCAAAGAAAUGGUUGAGCCAGGGCAAUAGUCCAGUAGUCAAUCAUGUGAAAGUCAAUUCUAGUAAUUCAGGACCACAUUGUCUGACGGUGGAGAUUCCGAAGUUAAGAGAGUAUAGUCAAAAGAGUCUUAGUCAAAAGGGCAGAAAGUCGGAAAGUCCAAGAAGUAUCAGAAGUCAGAAAAGUCAAGAGUCGAGAAAGUCUAGUUAUUCGGGAAAGUCUGUUUAUUCGAGAAUGUCGAGUCAGUUGAAAGAAAAUGAUGAAGUCAUAGUCUGUAAUAAGAAUAAAAAUGGCAAAACAGUCUGCUUGAUAGGGACAAUUCGGUAUAAAGUCGGAGAGAUAUGUAAAGUCGAAGUCCCGAAGUUGAAUACGAUAGUCACUAGAAAGGAAUGGGACCUUAGAAAGUUUGAGUCGAUGAAGCCAUUCGAAAGUCAGUCAUAUUCGAGAGAUAGUCUAGGAACUGAGGAAAGUUCGAUUCGUAGUCAAGUCUUUGAAAAUUUCAGAUUGAAGUCUAAGGAUGCACCAGAACAAGCGAGACAGUACCAGAGGAACGUUACGAUGACAAAGAUGAAAAGAAGUUUUGGAGCGAUUUGAUGAUUGGGGGCAAGUAAAUGUGAUAAUAUUGUUGAUAUUUUUGUUGUUUGUUUUUGUAUUUCCCCCUUUUUUUGUUAUUGUAAUUUUGGCCCUUGUAUGCAUUUUUUUGUUUGUUGUUGGAGUAGUAUUGAAGCACACCCAUGAGUCAAAGUCAGUCACAUAGUUC